Spodoptera frugiperda (fall armyworm) is the source of this 749-nucleotide messenger RNA. RefSeq names its product pupal cuticle protein 20-like. The transcript is spliced from 4 exons. Bases 89 to 601 code for a protein of 170 amino acids. Gene Ontology annotation, cellular component: chitin-based extracellular matrix. NCBI's taxonomy places the organism in Eukaryota, Metazoa, Arthropoda, Insecta, Lepidoptera, Noctuidae. Gene Ontology annotation, molecular function: structural constituent of chitin-based larval cuticle. The record is from RefSeq and is a predicted model, not a curated record.
CAGUAUAAAAACUCUGUAAUUUUCUGAACACAUCAUUCCGUGAUCAAUACUCCAUUGAACAACAUCACAAAUUAAAAAAAGAAUUGAAAUGGCUGGCCUUAAGAUUGUCUCGCUCUUUGCUCUCCUGUCCGCGGCUUCUGCUGGACAUUUGGGCCACUUCCAACCUUCUCCUGGGUACAAUGCAUUUGGAAACUCUUUUCAUCAUGCAUCGGCUGUGGCUGCAUCAGCUUCGGCCUACACCAGCAGCCAUGGAGCUCAUAUACCGAUAGUCAAUUUUGAAAAUGUGAACAAUGGUGACGGAAAUUAUAGAUACAGCUACGAAACUGGAAAUGGCAUAUCAGCUCAUGAGAGUGGAGCUCCCCGUGCUGCCGGUCCUGAAGGUCCCGCUGUGACGGCUGAGGGAGGUUUCUCGUACCGCGCCCCUGACGGCCAGCAGGUGUCCCUCACCUACACUGCUGACGAGAACGGCUUCCACCCCGUCGGCUCCCACAUCCCUACCCCACCUCCGAUCCCAGAAGCCAUCCUCCGCUCCCUCCAGUUGAACAGACAAAACCCCUCUUCCGACAGCGGUGCUUACAACGGUCACUUCCACGGCUACUGAAAAUCAACGACUUAACUACAACAGGACUAAACUGCUUCCUACCUACGAUGUUAUAAAUCAUUAUUGUACAGAGCAUCACUAUUUAUUUUGCAUUUAAAUGUAAUUAUUUAUUACGUGGACUUGAAAAAUAAAGAUUUGAGUUCAAAUA